This is a messenger RNA of Sugiyamaella lignohabitans, 1545 nucleotides long. RefSeq lists its product as uncharacterized. Bases 1 to 1545 code for a protein of 514 amino acids. The record is from RefSeq and is a predicted model, not a curated record. The transcript has a single exon. Lineage: Eukaryota; Fungi; Ascomycota; Dipodascomycetes; Dipodascales; Trichomonascaceae.
AUGUCUAGCCCCACCGACCUCAGCAACUCCCCUCCCGUGGAGAAAGUGUCGACUGACGAUGAGAAGGCCGUUGCCUACGACUCGGCUUACGCUGUCGAGGAGAAGAGAUGGUACAACACCGGUUUGAAGGUGUUUGGCUACCAAUUCCCUGCCUAUAAUCAGGGAUACGUCCAAAUGAUCAUGGUUUCGUUUGUAUGUUUCCUGUGUCCUGGUAUGUACAAUGCUCUGUCUGGUCUUGGAGGAGGUGGUUUGCCUGCUCAAUUCAUCAAAACUGCUGAUGACUCCAACAGUGCUUUGAACGCUACUUUUGCUGGUCUUGGUUUCUUCUCGGGUACUAUUAUCAACCGUAUUGGUGUUAAGUGGGCCAUCUCUAUUGGUGGAGCCGGUUAUGCCAUUUAUUCUGGAUCUUAUUUGUGUUUCAACCAUACUGAAAACAAGGGUUUUGUCAUUGCUGCUGGUGCCAUUCUUGGUAUGUGUGCUGCCAUGUUAUGGGCUUCUCAGGGUAUUGUCAUCAUGGCCUACUCUACUGAAGAGCAAAAGGGUAGAUUUGUGGCUAUUUUCUGGGCCAUUUUCAACGUCGGUGCUGUCAUUGGUUCUCUUGUUCCUUUGAUCCAAACUGCCGGUUCUGAUCAAUCUACUGCUGUUUCCGAUGGUACUUAUGCCGGAUUCUUGGCUCUCAUGGUUGUAGGUGCUCUUCUUGCUCUUUUGUUGAUGCCUACUUCCAAGGUCGUCAAGUCUGAUGGUACCAAGGUCAUUAUUAAGGAGAACCCUACUUGGUGGUCUGAGAUCAAGGGUCUUUUCUUGGUUCUCAAGGUCGACCCUCAUAUCAUUUUGUUGUUCCCUCUUUUCUUCACCUCCAACUGGUUCUAUACCUAUCAAUUCAACGCUGUGAACGCUGCCAGAUUCAACAUCCGUACUAGAGCUUUGAACGAGCUUCUUUACUGGGCCUCUCAAAUUAUCGGAGCUCUUACCUGGGGUUUGUUACUCGAUGUCAAGUUUGCUGCUCGUAGCGUCCGUGCCAGAUACUACCACGGAGCUCUUUUCGUGCUCACUAUGGCUAUCUGGGGAGGUGGUUAUGCAUUCGAGAAGACCUACACCCGUGAGACUGCUGUUGAGAUGGCUUUGCUCGACUGGUCCGACGGCAGAGCUUACGUUGGCCCCAUGUUCUUAUACAUGUUCUACGGAAUGUACGAUGCUAUCUGGCAAACCUACGCCUACUGGCUCAUGGGAUCUCUUUCCAACUCCUCCAGAAAGCUUGCCUUGUACGCUGGUUUCUACAAGGGUCUUCAAUCUGCUGGUGGUGCUGUUAUGUGGAGACUCGACUCCAACGGACUUUCCUACCUCGCCGAGUUUGCCUCUUCCUGGGGUCUUUUGCUGGGUUCUCUCCUCAUUGCUUUCCCUGUCGUUUGGUUCAAGGUUCUUGACCACGCCGACCUCGAGUCCGACGGUAUUUUCACCGACGGUCUCCACGCCGAGGAGGUCGAGGCCAAGUUCGGUGCCCAUCACGACGAGGUCAUCGCCCACCACGACGAGACUGCCAACUAA